Aplysia californica (California sea hare) is the source of this 6198-nucleotide messenger RNA. Its product is annotated as probable flavin-containing monoamine oxidase A. Gene Ontology annotation, molecular function: oxidoreductase activity. Lineage: Eukaryota; Metazoa; Mollusca; Gastropoda; Aplysiida; Aplysiidae. The coding region runs from base 89 to 1654 and encodes 521 amino acids. The record is from RefSeq and is a predicted model, not a curated record. The transcript is spliced from 12 exons.
UUGUCACGUGAUAUGGUGUACUUGGCGAGGAAACUGAGGUCAAUCAACCGGUGGUUGCAGCAUUCACUUUUGCCGAGGUCGACCAACGAUGGAGUCUUUCGAGUGUGAUGUUGUUGUUAUCGGGGCAGGAUUGUCAGGGCUGUCCGCUGCUUUUUAUUUAUGGAAAAAAGACAGAGGUCUCAGAAUUGCAAUAGUUGAAGCCAAAGACAGGAUCGGUGGACGUACUUUGACGAGACAGAUUUCUUCUGCUGAUGGCACUAAAGACUUUUGGGAUUUGGGUGGAGAAUGGGUUGGCAGACCACAGCCCCACCUGCACUAUUUGUUGCGCAAAUUCCACAUCAACACAUUCAACCCAGUUGCCCCUCAGGGUGGUUCUGAAGCCGUCAAUGUUCCUGUCUUAUCAUGGCAAACACGACUGGACUUGAUGCAGUUCACUUGGAAAUUGAAGCGGUUAAGGAAAAAACUUGCAGGAGGAGACCUAAAAAAUUCCGUUCACGCACUUGUGUGGGAUGGCAUCAGUUUUGAGAAGUACAGAGAGGAAAACUUGUGGACUCAAGAGGCUAAAAAUCUUGUGGAUGCUGCCUGCAGAUGUAUGUUUGGUCUGGCCCCAGCAGAAAUGACGUUGCUCUACUUUCUCAUGUACAUUAGGUCUGCUGGUGGUUUGCAGAUAUUUGAUCGGCCAGGAGAGUAUACUGGUGCAGAAUGUCGGGUGAAGGGAGGUGUCCAUCAGAUCUCCACUCACCUGGUGCACAAGAUUGGGAAACGAUUUGUUUACCUGAAUCAACCCGUCUCUAAUAUAGUACAGUCCAUAGAAGGCGCUCGUGUGACGACAUCCAACAACCUUCAGAUUCUUUGUCAGCGGGUUAUCAUGGCAAUACCUCCUCAUCAUGCAGCUGCUAUUGAGUACCAGCCUCCCCUUCCUGCUGUGAAGCUAGGGUUGCUUCAGAGUGUGCCGUUGGCUUUCUUGGUCAAGUUUGCCAUAACAUAUGAGGAGGCAUUCUGGAAAGAGGACAACGAUAAGUUUCAGUACGGUUUCCAAGGUGUCCUAGAGGACUCUGAGCUGGGUCCCGUGGGUAUCGUGUAUGAUGCGUCCUCUGGCAGAGGAAAUCCAGCUUUGGCAGGCUUUAUCUCUUCAUCUCAAGGUCUUGAUGGCGACCCCAAGAGCAAGAAGGCCGUCAUUUUGAAGCUGGUGGAGAGCCUGCUGGGCCCCCAGUGCCACAAACUGCUGGAGUUCUCCCAGAUGGACUGGAGCAAAGAGCCGUACAAUGGAGGUUGCUUUCUCAAGUCUCUUAUGCCGGGCACCACAAAGUAUUUCAACAGCGAAUUGAGGGAACCUUUUGACAGAAUUCAUUUUGCUGGCACAGAAACAGCGACUGUUUGGUGUGGUUUUAUGAAUGGAGCAGUGCAGUCUGGGUUCCGAGCGGCCACGGAGGUUCUGUACCAUCUGCGUCCCUUGAUCAUCACCUCACCCGACCCUGAAGUGCCACGUCUGGAUGAUGAGGAGUUCUCCAAGGGCCGAGACUCCUCUCAUUGGCUGGCUCUGGCCAUCUUGGGGAUGGGCUUUGCUUCGGCCUAUUAUUUUUUGACGAAGACGAACAAGUUCUCCGCAGGAACGACUUUGGUCAAGAACAUACGUUUGGUAUUUGAUUCAUGAUAAUGAUAUGAUGUUUGGGUGAGAUUUGGUUGUUGACAUAUACUAAAUUGCUUUUCAGUUUUUGAGUGUCUAAAUGAGAGUGAACAUGGGUGAGAUUUGGUUGUUUAUACUGAAUAGCAUGUCGGUUUUUUUUAGAGUCUAGAGAAGAGUGAAAAAAUUAACUAAUAUAAUCAUUUACAUGUAGUUCUUGUAAUGCAAUAUUUUUAUGUACUGGUAAUUUGGGCUAGAGGAAAGAAAUGUUGUACCUUCAUGCCUUUGUCUCAAGCAAUAUUGUUAAGAGCUCAUGAAUGUGUUCAUAGUGAUGCGUUUCCUUGAGAAAAAGAAUGGGAAGGGAAAAGAUACUGCAAGAAUUGGCAUAGGGCCACAUGGGUCAAAAGGACUUUGGGCACACCCUCAAGCAACGGACCUAUUGUUCUCACACCUUUGAUCUAAAAUCCUCUGAAUGAAGGUACCAGUACUCGCAAAGUUUUUGAAGUCUUAUCCUCGUGAAUGUUGGAUAUUAUAGUUAAAGGACUGCGCUGCUGUACAUGUGGAAUCUUCUGCCUUGCACAGCAACACCAAGAAUCACAAAACAAUUAAAUACUGCUGUUAUCAAGGACGGAAAUACAAAAAAGAAAAAGUCGUUGUUCGAAGGAGGCGGCAUGUUUGUCGUUCAAGGGUAUUCUGCUAGUAAAAGUUUGUCAUUUGAGGGCGCACUCAAGACUUUCCCCCAGACUGACACUGGUGCACCACCAUGCUCUGCUUUGUGCUGGGGGGGGGGGGGGGGGGGGAGGAUUUGUCUAGUCUAAUCCUUAUGGUGCUUGCCUUUAUUUACGUAAAUCUUUGUAUCACCCUCACUGAUAGGGGCAGGGGCAUUAAACCUUUGCUCUAUACCAUUUCAUUCUCUCCCCCCCCCCACCCCACUCACAUUGCCUCGGUUACUGCAGGCAAUAAGAAGAUAGAACUGUCAUAGUUUAGACAUCUGUUGAUUAAGGACAUGAAAUUAGAAAUAGGAAUAUAUUCAUGUGAGAAAUUCUUUCCUGGAUUUUUAGAAAAUGUUGCAGGAGUUCUGGUUUCUCUUUUUCCUUUUUCUGCUCCAUUACCCAGCGUAACGCUUGGUGUAGGCAGCUGUUGGUUCUGCCACCCGAAGAGUGACUGAUAUUACUUAAAUGAAUCUAACUAAAAGCUAGUUUAAACCUUGUUGUUGAUUGAUAAGGUUGUGGUAUAAUGCCUACAGUGGGAUGUUUGUAAAGACUGGACCUCUUUGUUCCCCUUCCCUCUUCUCCAUCUCUCUCUUUCUCUCUCUCUCUUUCCUCCCUUCUUCCCCCUCUCUCUCUCUCUCUCUCCUCCCUCCCUCCCUCCCUCUCUUUUUCCACAUUUUGUCUGUUACAGAUACAAUGUAGGUGAUAGUGGUCUUUUAAAGAAAUUUAAGAAGCAAAGUGCUCACCAAUCACUUUUGUUUUGUGACUGGUUUAAAUCGAGGCUCAAAGAUUUGGUUUUCACUUUAGCAUGCAUCGCUUGGAGCAAAAUGUCAUAUUCACACCCAGUGGCUACCUCACAACUAAAGUUUUAGUUCCAAUUGCUAACUUUUUGCACACGUACAUUUAUCUCAGGGUGACUAGACCAUUUUCUGAGUUGCAGUUUUUCCUUCUGUUGAGAUUGCAACACAGGCUUUAAUAUUGUCAUCUUCCAGAACAAAAUAAAAAAAAAAAAACCAACUUUUGUUGGCUUUUAAAGGGAGAUAUGUUUCUCAGUGGCCUGCGUGAUACAGGCAAUGUAUUGGUGCUCUAGUUGCGAGCCAUUUAGUUUCUUCACAAGACUCCAUCAUGUCCUACGUGUAAUUAUUGAAUCGGACUCUUACGGACUUCAUUCUGUGUUCUACAUGUGCAGUAGAGCUCAGAGAUGAUCCAGCUGGUAAUUAUGUUUGGGUUUGGGAAAACUGUUAAUGUACAAUAAAUCUUAUUAAGCUGGCUGGGUAUGAUUAACAUUGUUUGAAUCCGGUGAAAUUGGAAUCCGUCUUAUGUUAGAAUUGUUUACCAGGGUUUUUUUUCUGGGGAGGGAAAUUACUUUCUCUUUAUGGUUAUCAUAUGUGCUUUUUUCAUGUUGUAGUUGUAGGGUAAGCAUCUCUUCAUGUAAACAAAAAUAUUUAUGCUUCAAGUUGCAAUUAUUGUUCCUCGAUUUUGUUUGCAAGAGGGAGAACGUUGUUUACACUUUAUUAAAGACUGGUGCAUGUUAUUUUUUGUAGUGUAAGUCAUGUAGUUGUUUUUAGUUGGUUUAAAAAAUUUUUUUGUAGUAUUACCAGAUUUUGAUCUCGUCUAUGUGAGUUUUCUCUCUCUUGAUUAGAAAUAGUAUUCUUCCUGUGCUAAACAUUGCUGAAGUGCAGUGAAGCUAUAUUUAUUCAGUUUGACUAGUUUGGGGAAAAAGAGGAUAGAAGAUGGCACGUGGGCCAGGAUAUGUUUACUGAGCUUUAUGUGGUGUGGACUGUUUAGGAAAUAUUUCAAAUGUUUCAGACCUAUUUGCUGUUACUCACUAAAAAUGUGUAAAACAUUCAAUCCAAGAAAAUGAAAAUUAAUAGUCUUUGUGUGACUGUUUUUAGCAUUUUGUUAUGAUGACCUUUUAUUUGGCAUACAUUACAUUUCAUCAAUUUUUUUUACAAAGUGCAGCAGUUGGUAGCCAAGCGUAAAGAUAAUUUUAAUGUUGAUUCAGUAUUUAUUAUUAUUUGUUGUUAACAGACUGGUGCAUUUCAGGGGAAGAGUGACAAAGGUUUUUUUUGCCAAGUUUACUGUUUUCUCUGUCAUUAAAUAUAACACCACAAUUGCCAUUUACACUGCAAACUUUUCCAUCUGCAUUUGAGAAUGGCUACCAAUAACAGUAUUUACAGAAAGCAUUUACAUCAUGAAAUGGAAGCAGAGCCGACUGUUGAAGCUUAAAUCCGUUGAUAGGGUUUUUGGGAUAUAAUGUUACUUUGUUUGACCUUGGUGAGGAUGGGACAUUUGCCGCCAACACUGAAUGCUAGUUGUGGGAUGUGCUUGUUGUAGCUCCUACUUCUUUUUUUUUUUUUUUGCUCCUUUUUUAUUUCAUGUAAUAUCUAUUUCAUCUUUCUGUACAACACAUUUUGAUAACAUGUGAGUGGGUUAAUAAAGACAAGACAAUAUUCCUGAAGGAAGGCCCUGAUUACUGGUAAAUGGCAUCAGAAGACUUUGCCUUUAGUUGUUGUUUUUUAAGGUUUUAGUAAGACUUUUACAGUAUUUGCAACACAAAUAAGUUAUAUAAGUAUCAGUGUUUUUUAAAGUUUUUAAGUUUUAGUAAGAGUUUUACAGUAUUUGCAACACAAAUAAGUUAUAUAAGAGUCGAAGUCAAGAUGUUAAGGGAGCGUAGAGCUUGCUGUCGAGUGGGGAUAUGCUCUACACAAAUGCUGUUUAUUGUUGUUAUUAUUAUUAUUAUUGUUAGAAACAUUACUGAACAACUGGGUUGAGGGACUGUGAAGCUGAAACCAUUGUUUGUGACAGACAUGUAGAUAAUAAGACAUGUAAUGAAAUAAUUGUUCACAACCAAAGGAUACAAUUUUCCAUGUUGUUUACUUUUGUGAUUGCUGUUGAAACACGACAUAUCAACUGUUGUAUGAAAUAAUUAUGGAGCUAUCAUGAACUACGUCACUGAUAAUUAUGUAAAUGUUUUCUUUAUAAAUUAUUAUGGUUGAAUAGCUUACGACUUUUGAGAAGUGAUAUGCGCUGUUUAAAUGUAGUUUUUAUUAUUGUUUUGUACGGAAUAUAAGUAUUGCGGACUCUUGAGCUUUCAAAUUUUUUAAACGAAAAAUGUAUUUAUCUUUACAAAAUAAUCUUUCAGCAAAAGUUUCUUUAUUUAGGAAAGUGAAUAUUUCUAUAGUGGAUUCCUUUUGAUAUAUUUGGGAAGCACUGCUAUAGAUUCAACUCUUCUUUGACAUGAAGAUUUAAAAGUUAUCAUCACUCUAUGCAGUCAUAGAGACAGUACAUUGUACCCGUACAAGAUGGUCCGCUUUCUAAAAAUAAGUGUUCUCAAAUAUUCUUCAACAAUUUUACCCACCUCUGCUGGUCAAACUUUUUUUUCCCGUUUCUUAAAUAAUUAGGCUAUCCUUGCUCCUGCUCUUGGUGUGCAAGAUAACGCCACUCCCUUAAAUUAGUAUAGAAUGUUUUAAAGUUUUGAGUAAAGAGAGGCACAGUUAAGUUCCUCAAAUAGAGGAGCGAACCAUCUUUCAAUGUUGUAUCUCUGACUCUGUUGAUCCAGUUACACCAGAAACACUUUUAUUUUCCCCAUUCCGAAAUGUUAACGUCACUGAACGUUUUUCUGGAUUAACAUACACUUCAUUAUUAAUGAAUUUGGGAUUGAGUGUUGUUUUUAAAGACUAAUUUUUUUAGAUUUUCAUUGAUACUUAUGAAAAGUAUUUAUGUGUAGUGAUGAGACACAUUUCUUGUGAGUAUUUGUCUCCCCCUGUGUUGUGCCAUAUGUGAACUAAAAUCCUCGGUUGUCUAACAUGGCAAGAUAAUUCCUAUCAGUUCAAAGGAGCAAAAUAAACUUUUCCAAUGUUU